UAGUUUUUUAUCGUAUGUGCAUGUAAAUUUAAUUUGUCGCAGCGCCAAAACGUUUAGUUCUUUAGGUCAAUAAAUAGAUAGCUAAAUUAAUGUGCAAGUGAGUUGAUUUAUUUAAAAUCAACAAACACGAUCUGCAGUCAUGGCCGACAAGCGUCCGCUGUUGUUGCAGCUGAGCGACAACGAAAACGAUGCGGACGACAAGGAAUCGGAGGCUGCGAUGGCAACGAACUUCAAAUUGAAACCACAUGUUACUCCCACACUGAUCAGCUGUUACUUCAGGCAGCUGCUGCUGCGGCGCAAACUUUGGCUGUGCCUGCUUAUGAUGUCCAUAUGCUUUUACUUUCUACUAGGACCCGCAGAUAUUCUGGAACUACAAUAUGAUAAUGCUAUUGUGGCCGUACAUCAUCAGUCCAAUGCGCUGGAUAUGGAAGGUGAGCUUGAAAGGCGAUUAGUAGAAUUUUCUACGUAUAUGAGCUUACGGCCAGCUAUAAGUGGGCACUUGAUUGACUGUUGCUACAUGGGCAUACAGCGUGUGAGCGAGAACAAUGUCAGCUACACAUCCUGCGAGCGUUUGAAGAGCAGCGUACAGCUGUCCAACAGCACGGACAACAUCAUAGUCAAGUGCCUGAAUGAGGAGGAGCAGAUCUAUGUGAAUGGCUAUGCUACUAUACCGGAGCGCUGGCAGCUACGCGAACGCCUAAGUCAGUGGAGCAAAAUGGAUGCGCCACAGCAGCGUGUGCCCAGCGUGCUGCUCAUUGGCAUCGAUAGCAUAUCCAGAGUGAAUCUAAUACGCGCUAUGCCCAAAACGGCGCAGUAUCUAUAUGACAAUGAUUGGUUUGAGCUGGCGGGCUACAAUAAGAUCGAUGACAAUACGUUUCCCAAUAUUAUGGCGCUAAUGACGGGCUACAAUCUGAGCAGCGCCAUGCAGCACUGCAGUCCCUAUCGCGUCGAUGGCCUGGACAACUGCUCGUUUCUAUGGAAGCAGUAUCAGCAGCAUGGCUAUGCCACUGCCUAUGGCGAGGAUGCAGUUAAAAUCAACACAUUUAAUUACUUGAAAAAGGGCUUCAAGCAGCCACCAGUGGAUUACUAUUUGCGUCCGUAUUUGACGGCAGCAGAGAAGCUGCUGGGCGGCAAUGUGCUGCUGGGCCUGCCACAUUGCGUUGGCUUUGAAACGGAGGCGGAGCAUGUGUACAACUAUGCGCUGGAGUUUGCGCGCAGAUAUCGCAAUGACAGCUACUUUGGCUUCUUCUGGACGAAUACGCACAGCCACAGCGACAUUUCGCAAAGCAGCUCCAUGGACGACUAUCUGAAGGAGUAUUUGGGCAAGCUGGUCGCGCAGGGCACCAUGGAGCACAGCAUAGUGGUGUUCUUUAGCGAUCAUGGACUGCGCUUUGGACCCACACGCAACACCUGGUCGGGGCAUUAUGAGGAGCGCUUGCCUUUUCUAUUCAUUUGGCUGCCCAAGUAUUUGCGUCAAAGCCAUCCGGAAUUUGUAGACGCCUUGCAACUGAAUCGUAAUCGCUUGACCACGCCCUAUGAUCUGCAUUUGACGCUCAAGCACUUUCUGGCGCUAUCCGGACGCGCUGGCAGUCUGGCAGACAUGGGCCCAGCGCAGGAUUGUCCGCAAUGUCAGUCGCUGUUGUUGCCUGUGCCGUUGUCACGCAGCUGCCGGGAUGUUGCCAUUUCGGAUCAUUGGUGCACCUGCUGGAGCUAUGAUCAUGUCUACAAAAACUCCAAGACUGUGCGCCAGCUGGCCAAGUAUGUUGUGCACUAUCUGAACGACUAUGUGACCAGCUUUCGCAAUGGCAGCUUUGCACAUUUUUGCAUGCCGCUGAGCCUGCAAAGCAUGAGCAGCGCUUAUAAAGCGCAUGCCAAUCCCAUGGAUCCUGCGCACAUUAAAGUCUAUCGCCUCAUAUUUUAUACCAGUCCUAAUAAGGCGCUCUACGAGGCUACAGUGCGUCACAAUGAGAAACUGCCGGGUGAGCAGGGCAUGCAGGUCACAGGCUCUGUCAGUCGACUCAAUAUGUAUAAUGGCGAGGCGAACUGCCUGGGAGACUUUUCGAUUAGAAAGUAUUGCUUUUGUCGUCAGCAGAAAUAGUAGCUAUAGUUCUCUCUCGCACACACACUCUCUUUGUGUCUCUCUCUUGCUCUUUCUCCCCUCAAGUGCCGUUAUAUAGAUAUAGUAGUUGUUAUACUCGUACUUAGUGUUUUAGUAGCUUUAACAUUGCCAGCAGCAAUAACGUGAUAAUCUUUACUUAC
Molecule: messenger RNA, 2259 nt
Organism: Drosophila busckii
Lineage: Eukaryota; Metazoa; Arthropoda; Insecta; Diptera; Drosophilidae
Exons: 4
Coding region: 140-2098 (652 amino acids)
Source: RefSeq, a predicted model, not a curated record